Molecule: messenger RNA, 924 nt
Organism: Colletotrichum godetiae
Lineage: Eukaryota; Fungi; Ascomycota; Sordariomycetes; Glomerellales; Glomerellaceae
Exons: 3
Coding region: 1-924 (307 amino acids)
Source: RefSeq, a predicted model, not a curated record
AUGAAGUCCUUCACCUUCAUUUUCUUCGUUGCUCUUAUUCCCAGUGUUCUAUCAAUCAACGGGUUUCCCGCCAUCUGCACUUGGGAUCCUCCUAUAUCUGUUGAGGCCGGAGCUUCGCUUUCGGCAAGAAUCGAUAAUCCCUGGGGCGGCCGCUGCACGGCAACCCUGCGACUCACUGACUCCGAGUUUCUGCCUAUCAAUUGGUCCUUCGAAGCCAUUCAAUGUACCGAUUUUGAGCUCGCCCAGCUGUCUGUGCCGGUAGAUUUGCCAAAUGGGGACGCAUAUAUUAUCUGGCAGUGUGCGGGACAGGCGGCAUUGACUUGCAGCCACGUUGAGAUCAAGAACGGGCGGGGUAACAUUGGUGCGGUGAGUCUGGAUCAGAGUGGCACUGUUGGCUGUGUUUCUAGCACACGCCAGACACUGACCACACUCAUCACACGGACAAACCCUGCCGGAGUGCAAGUCGAGACAUCGUUGUCCACCUUAACAACCGUGACCACCAGUUUUCGGACUGCUACCGCUGACCCCGCCGUGGCUGGUGCGCCGACAUUGACGGCGGCCGUCCUUACCGAUACUGUGCUGGCGGCCACUGGUGCGGCCACUACUCCAACUUUGGAUGCACCACCGACCCCGCCCGGCACCACAGGCAGCCAGAACGCAGAUACCGGCCUACCAACGACAACCGGGAACACGCCGACCGCGGCCGGGAACGGGAUUACGUCUAUCACGCCACUCGCCGGUGCAACCACGGCGACCAUCAUGCCGCCCAAUCCGCCGACCAAUUCCAACGAGCGGCCUGACACGACCUUGGCUGGUACAAUGCAGACGGCACGCGCCCUGACGUCUCCUCUACUGACGAGUACGGCAACAUUGACCAUUACCAAUUGUAUGGUCCCUUGUGCGAAUACUGUCGUCCCUGUCUGA